ACCGUCACCAGCGAGUGAUGUAAUAACCGGACCUUUCCCCAAUAGGCAUCCCCCAAUCUUCUCUCCUCCGCGAUUCUGCUUUGUUUUCCCCUUUUUUCCUCUUAUCCCCCCCCCCCCCCCCAACCCCCCCAAAAAAACCCAACCACCUCCUGCUGCUCCACAUGUACCCUUCUUCCUCAUCGUCCUCCUCCCAGUCCCAAAGCGGCUUAACCCGCUACGGUUCCGCCCCGGGAUCACUCCUCACCAACGCCGUCGAUGCCGUUAUCAGAGGAGCUGACCGCGAAUUCUCCACUUCUGCCGUCGGAUCACGCCCUCCGGUCACCCAUUUCUUCUCUGGCGAAUCCUCCGAGCCCUCCUGCAAGGUCAACUCAUCCUCCGAUCCAAAAGACAAACCUCCCAGCAUCGGAUUGCAGAGAUCGUAUGGUCUCCAUGACGGAGCCGCCGUCGGCUUCGGUAUCUCCUCUUCGGCUUUGCUUCGUCAGAGAAGCUCGCCAGCUGGCUUCCUCAGCAAUCUCACUGCUACUCCUCCUGAUAAUGGAGGUUUCUCAAUCUCAAGGGGCAGUGGAAGCUAUAGCGCACAAGGCGGCUCUAAUAGUGGCCAUGGAAUAGCAAGGCUAAAAUCUCAAUUGAGCUUCACAGGGCAAGAAUCCCUUUCUCAGAUAGCGGAGAUGAGCGAACACGUUGAUGGCAUCAAUUCUGACGAUGGCCACCAUAGAGCUACACAUUCUUAUGCCACAACCAGCUUUGGAAUUGACACGUGGGAUGGUUCAAACUCCAUUGUGUUUUCUGCUCCCCCUAGUAAACGGGCUAAGAAUAUAGAUGGAGACAUUCUGAACUGUCUUAAUGCCUUGGAAUCUCAGUUUAGUCUGCCACAAACAACUCUGGAAAUGGCAACAGUGGAAAAGCUACUUCAUAUUCCUGAAGAUUCUGUCCCCUGUAAAAUUCGUGCUAAGCGAGGCUGUGCUACUCAUCCAAGAAGCAUUGCAGAACGGGAGAGAAGAACUAGAAUUAGUGGGAAGCUGAAGAAGUUGCAAGAGCUGGUGCCUAAUAUGGACAAGCAAACAAGCUAUGCGGACAUGCUGGAUUUGGCUGUUCAACAUAUCAAAGGUCUACAAACUCAAGUACAGGAGCUCCACCAAGAACUCGAGAAUUGCACCUGUGGAUGUAAACAAAGCUCAUAGUGUUCGUUUUGACAAGAGGCUGUGGCGGAAGAAAGUGGAUAGAGUUCAUGGAUUCUGAUGCCAAAGGAUCAACUGAUUUUGGACUUACCAACUUUAAUUUUAAUACUAAUAAUAAUGCAGUAGUAGCUAUCACAGAAAUUCUGUGCGUAGAACUGUACAUAAUGUAUGUCGUUAUCUUCUCGUUUAGAAAACGCAUCAUCAUCUUCAAGAAUUGGGUAUCGACAUCUUAUUGGAGAUAAUUUUCCCCUCUUCUUCAAGGUUUUUGUUAUGGCCCUUUUUCAAGUAUUUUGGCAUUACUCUUAGAGCUCUGGGUCUGGGAUGGGCGAAUGUUUGGUGUACAAAUGCUUUAUUUUGGAAUGCUUGUCGCAAAAGUAGAGCGUAAA
Neltuma alba is the source of this 1564-nucleotide messenger RNA. Its product is annotated as transcription factor bHLH128. The coding region runs from base 162 to 1181 and encodes 339 amino acids. Gene Ontology annotation, biological process: regulation of transcription by RNA polymerase II. Gene Ontology annotation, cellular component: nucleus. Gene Ontology annotation, molecular function: DNA-binding transcription factor activity, RNA polymerase II-specific; protein dimerization activity; RNA polymerase II cis-regulatory region sequence-specific DNA binding. The record is from RefSeq and is a predicted model, not a curated record. The transcript has 6 exons. NCBI's taxonomy places the organism in Eukaryota, Viridiplantae, Streptophyta, Magnoliopsida, Fabales, Fabaceae.